Molecule: messenger RNA, 291 nt
Organism: Anthostomella pinea
Lineage: Eukaryota; Fungi; Ascomycota; Sordariomycetes; Xylariales; Xylariaceae
Source: the annotation of a GenBank genome assembly
AUGGCUCCCGGCCAGAAGAUGUACCCGCGGGCGACGGUCAAGAAGAUCGUCAAGGCCCAUUCCAAGUGCAAUGUCAGCAAGAACGUGGAUGUCAUGGUAAGGAUGAGCUUCGUUCCCAAGUCCCAAGUCGCGUGCAUGACGCGCCUAACAGCCUGCAACCCUACACAGAUCUUCCUCGACUAUAUGCUCUUCAUGCAGACCCUGAUGAAGGAGGCCGCCAUCGACUCGAAACAAGCUGGUGAACGCAACAUAAGCCCCAAGAGCGAUGCCCUGAGUAAGUUCAAGGGAUGA